Branchiostoma floridae (Florida lancelet) is the source of this 1395-nucleotide messenger RNA. Its product is annotated as haloacid dehalogenase-like hydrolase domain-containing protein 3. The coding region runs from base 263 to 1000 and encodes 245 amino acids. Lineage: Eukaryota; Metazoa; Chordata; Leptocardii; Amphioxiformes; Branchiostomatidae. The transcript has a single exon. The record is from RefSeq and is a predicted model, not a curated record.
CAGACGACAAGGACGCCUAGGAGGAAUUGUGCUGAUGUGUCUCCAGGCAAACACUUUAGAAAGCUAUCAAAUUUAAAGUCUAGAUUAAUGCACUUGUAAGUUGUAAAUAGAAGAGUGCUUUGGAGUUGUGAAAUGUGAUGUGAAGUUCUGUAUGCCUUUGAUGAUUUACUCUCUAUGUAGUUCUUAGAGUAUAACAAAAAUUAGCCAAUACUCAAAGUUUCUACUCUACUUAAAGAAUAUUGGCAAUAUUGGCAAGAGAACCAUGGCAAUAAGACCAAAGUUGCUUACUUUAGACUGUACAAACACCCUGUUUAAACUAAAGAGUACCUCCGGCACCAUCUAUGCCGCAGUGGCGGACAGCCAUGGCAUCAAAGUAGACUCCACUAAACUGGACAGUGCCUUUCUGAAGAACUACAAGGAACAGAGUCAAAGCUACAGUAACUUUGGCUGCAUGAGCGGCAUCUCCACUAAGGUGUGGUGGACCGAUCUUGUUAAGAAGACAUUUCUGGAUUCAGGAGUCCCCAAAUCCCCGGCAUUAGAUACUGUGGCAAAGCAGCUGUUUGAAGAGUUCAAUGGAGGAAAGCACUGGGAGGUCUAUCCCCAGACUAAAGAGGCGCUGGAAGCCAUUCGUGACAAAGGUGUGAAGCUGGGCGUCAUCUCCAACUUCGAUGAACGGCUACCCAAGGUUCUGUCGGAGCUGGACUUAUGCCACCUCUUCGACUUUGUCCUGACAUCAGUGGACGCUCAGGUGGCAAAACCAGACUGUCAGAUUUUCCAACUAGCCUUACAGUUGGCUGGAAAUGUUCAACCAUCUCACGCUGUUCACCUUGGCGACAACCUCAGGCUGGAUGUCGAACCCGCACUGCGCGUGGGAAUGCACGCCAUCUGGAUCAACCGGAAUAACGUAGACGUCCCGCCAGAAUUGUUAGAAUGCGAUAAAUUCCACGCGGUGUCCAAUAUAGAGGAAGUGGUGAAAUGCAUUAAGAAAAGCAGCAGCUGAGCAGUAAGAUCUACAUCUGAAUACAUUCCACUCCAAAGUUGAACUUAGAGCAGAAAUUUUGUUGGGCUAUCUAUUAUGUACAGCACAUAUAGAAAAUGGUACAAAAUAGAAGGCCUGACAAAAAUGCCUAAAACACAUAGAAAAAACAGUCGGAACCAAACCUCUGCUUGGAGAGUAACAAUCCUACAUAUAUUUUGAAAAUAGCAAGAUAGGUAUAGCCUCUAACGGUUUUCCAACGUGCCAUUGUUUACUGUUAUUCAUCAGUCUGUAUUGUUAUGUUACUGGAUACUACUGCUAUACACGUGAGGCAUGUGUGCUUGUAUAAUUUCUGCCAUUACAUGAUAUUGUUGCAGGUUUGUUUCAGAACUAAUAAAGUUAUCUGAUUGACCAGUUUA